AUGGAAGAGCCAGAGCUGCCUGUGCUGCUAGUAAACGAAGUGGGAGGAAUGAUUGGAGUCUUAGAGGCACAUCUGCCAUUUCUGAAGAAACACUUUCGCCUUCUCACCAUGAAGGAGUUUCUUGAAAACAAAGCCUAUCUUGGUGUAACAGUUGAAGCAAUUUAUGUGUGGUGGCACAGACCAGUCAUCGAUCAAGAACUUUUGAAGAGCCUACCUCAUUUAAAAGUGGUGGCAAGUUCAGGGGUAGGAGUGGACCAUCUGGAUCUGAAGCUGAUCGCAGGAUUUGGAGUCAGGGUGGCCAAUACACCCCAUGCUGUCUGCAGCAGCACCGCAGACACUGGGGUGGCACUGCUGCUGGCAGCUGCUAGAAGACUCAUUGAAGGUUGCCAGGUGGCUACUUCCCCAGACACUGAGUAUUUCCCUUGUAACAUGUUAGGAGACGAAGUCACUGGGGCUACUCUGGGUAUCAUUGGAAUGGGCAGCAUUGGCUACAAAAUUGCUCUGAGGGCCAGAGCAUUUGAAAUGAACAUUCUUUAUCACAACAGGAACAGAAGGAAAGAAGAUGAAGAACUGGCUGUGAGUGCCUGCUAUUGUGGAAAGAUAAAAGAUUUGCUCCAGCAGUCUGACUUUGUGAUGCUUGCUGUCAAUUUAACCCCUCAGACAUACAAACUGAUUGGGAAAAGGGAGCUGGAAUUAAUGAAACCAACAGCUACUCUCAUAAAUAUCUCUAGAGGGUCAGUUGUAGACCAAGAUGCACUCGUGGAAGCUCUUCAGACUGAUGUUAUUAAGGGUGCGGCUUUGGAUGUCACUUAUCCUGAACCACUGCCCAGAGAUCACCCAUUAUUAAAAUUAAGGAAUGUUAUUUUAACCCCUCAUCUUGGUUCCAGAACACACAAAACCACUCAUAUGAUGACUGAGGAAGUGGUAGAAAAUAUACUGGCUGCUCUCCAUGGACUCCCAAUGACUAGUGAAGUAUUUCCUGACUAAGCAUGUGUAAGGGCAUUCAAUAUAACAAUAAGUAAUCAUCCUCUCCCAUUGAAUUAAGCUGUUGUCAGAGU
Molecule: messenger RNA, 1058 nt
Organism: Heteronotia binoei (common prickly gecko)
Lineage: Eukaryota; Metazoa; Chordata; Lepidosauria; Squamata; Gekkonidae
Product: probable 2-ketogluconate reductase
Exons: 5
Coding region: 1-987 (328 amino acids)
Cellular component (GO): cytosol
Molecular function (GO): NAD binding; glyoxylate reductase (NADPH) activity; hydroxypyruvate reductase [NAD(P)H] activity
Source: RefSeq, a predicted model, not a curated record